Molecule: messenger RNA, 996 nt
Organism: Arabis nemorensis
Lineage: Eukaryota; Viridiplantae; Streptophyta; Magnoliopsida; Brassicales; Brassicaceae
Source: the annotation of a GenBank genome assembly
AUGAAAACACUAUCCAAGGUGAUGGGAGGACAUGUUCUGCUUACUCUUUUCACUCUGAGUAUGCUUUGUUCAGGGGUUAGGGCACAACUAAGCCCCGACAUUUACGCUAAAUCAUGUCCCAAUCUUGUACAAAUCGUCCGUAAACAAGUUAUGAUCGCCCUAAAGGCCGAGAUACGGAUGGCUGCUUCUCUCAUUCGUCUUCAUUUCCAUGACUGCUUUGUUAAUGGGUGUGAUGCGUCUAUAUUGUUGGAUGGAAGCGACAGCGAGAAAUUAGCAAUUCCAAACGUGAACUCUGCGAGAGGAUUUGAAGUAAUUGAUACUAUCAAAGCCGCUGUGGAAAACGCAUGUCCUGGUGUUGUUUCUUGUGCUGAUAUACUCACUUUAGCCGCACGCGACUCGGUUUUCUUGAGCGGAGGGCCUCAGUGGAGAGUGGCACUAGGAAGAAAAGAUGGAUUAGUAGCAAAUCAGAGCAGUGCAAACAAUCUCCCAUCUCCAUUUGAACCUUUAGACGCUAUUAUUGCCAAGUUUCUAGCUGUAGGCCUUAAUGUCACUGACGUUGUAUCGUUAUCAGGAGCUCACACCUUUGGACAAGCUAAGUGUGCUGUCUUCAGCAACCGUCUCUUCAACUUUACCGGUGCGGGAACACCGGACGCAACACUUGAGACAGUACUCUUGUCUGAUCUGCGAACAGUUUGUCCCGCGGGAGGGAAUGGAAACCAAACCGCUCCACUUGACAGGAACUCUACGGACGCCUUCGACAACAACUAUUUCAAGAACCUACUCCAAGGGAAAGGUCUUUUGAGUUCGGAUCAGAUUCUGUUCUCGAGUGACUUGGCUGUGAACACAACAAAAAGACUUGUGGAGGCUUAUAGUCAGAGCCAAUACUUGUUCUUCAGGGACUUCACUUGUUCGAUGAUCAGAAUGGGAGGUAUUACGAAUCUUGUGAAUGGAUCUAGUGGGGAAGUUAGGAAAAACUGCAGGGUUAUUAAUAAUUAG